UAGAUAUAAAAAAUAUACAAAAAAUUUUGACAGAAACCCACAAGGUUUGGUUCUCUCUUUCCUCCCGUGGCUGUCGUCGUCCUCCGCUCCGGCCCCAUUCACUCCUCCUGCGCCUCUCCGCUCCGCACUCGUAUUUCGAUCGGAUCUCUCUUCUCUCCGGGAGGAAGAAGGAGAGGAUGGAGGCUCCUCCCGUGGUGCUGUUCGACGGCCUCAAGGCUGCUCAACCAUUCUUCUUGCUAGCUGGGCCCAAUGUGAUUGAAUCGGAGGAGCAUGUCUUGAUGAUGGCCAAACACAUUAAGGCCAUCACAACCAAGCUUGGGAUUCCACUUGUGUUCAAGUCCAGCUUUGAUAAAGCAAAUCGUACAUCAUCAAAAUCUUUCCGUGGUCCUGGUCUCGAAGAAGGCCUAAAGAUCCUUGAAAAGGUGAAGGCAACAUAUGACCUUCCAGUGGUCACUGAUGUGCACGAAAGCCACCAGUGUGAAGCUGUUGGAAGAGUUGCUGACAUUAUACAAAUUCCAGCCUUCCUCUGUCGCCAGACUGAUCUUCUAGUGGCUGCUGCUAAGACUGGAAAAAUUAUCAAUAUCAAGAAAGGACAAUUCUGUGCGCCUUCUGUUAUGGUCAACUCCGUAGAGAAAAUAAGACUUGCUGGAAAUCCAAAUGUGAUGGUCUGUGAGCGUGGUACCAUGUUUGGAUACAAUGAUCUAAUUGUUGACCCAAGGAACUUUGAGUGGCUGAGGGAAGCUAAUUGCCCAGUUGUAGCUGAUGUAACACAUGCUCUGCAACAACCAGCUGGAAGAAAGCUUGAUGGGGGAGGUGUUGCAAGCGGGGGCUUACGAGAACUAAUACCAUGCAUCGCAAGGACUUCUGUUGCUGUUGGUUGUAAUGGCAUUUUCAUGGAGGUACAUGAUGAUCCCUUGAAUGCGCCAUGUGACGGCCCAACUCAAUGGCCAUUGCGCAAUUUGGAGGAGCUAUUGGAGGAAUUGAUUGCGAUUGCUCGAGUUACCAAGGGAAAGAAGCAGUUCAAGAUUGAUCUCACUCCGUUCCAGGAAUGAUCUAGUUUGGUCGAUAGAAGGCACAGUUCCACUUUCCAUUGGUUUCACCAGUGUAAUCACUUCAGGAUGGAUUGCUCUUUGCAUGCCAUAAUUGUUAUUUUCUCAAGCAUAAGCAUAAUGGCCGUGGAUAAUUGUUAUCACUGAACUACUGAGUGGAGUGGAAACCUGUCUGGUUGGUUUGGUGGAAACCUGUCUGGUUGGUUUGUGUUGUUUCAUCAGUUGUACCAUGUUAUUGGACAAACAAUAAACUGCCAAAAUAAAACAAUUGCUGGCUGAUUACCAGCUUGAUGCC
Messenger RNA from Phragmites australis (common reed), 1344 nucleotides. Its product is annotated as 2-dehydro-3-deoxyphosphooctonate aldolase-like. Bases 177 to 1052 code for a protein of 291 amino acids. Gene Ontology annotation, biological process: monosaccharide biosynthetic process. Lineage: Eukaryota; Viridiplantae; Streptophyta; Magnoliopsida; Poales; Poaceae. Gene Ontology annotation, cellular component: cytosol; cytoplasm. Gene Ontology annotation, molecular function: 3-deoxy-8-phosphooctulonate synthase activity. The record is from RefSeq and is a predicted model, not a curated record. The transcript is spliced from 14 exons.